UUGCGGUCGCUAGAGAAUCACGAGCACGGCACUAAAUCCUAAGAACAUUAUUAAUUUAUUAAACAAUUACAUUGUACCUAUAUCACAACAGUGAUGAAAUGUUUAAAAACUAUGACUAUAAAUAUAAUAGAUUUUAUUUUUUAUGAUCAGUAAAAAUUCUACAUUUAUAAUUCAAUAUUCGUACUUCCUUUUAAAUAUGUAUUUUUAAGUAGCAAUACUUAAAAAUCCGCAACGUACACACAAGCCGUUUUCAUUGGUAAAAAUUUCUGUAGGGUAGAUACAAGCCCCUGGUCUAAUCAUUAACGUGCACAUAAUCUGCACAAGAGUUUCCUAUCUGUUCUCAGACCAAAGAUUUUUUACUACACUGCUCUCUAAUUUUACUACAAUGUUAACAUGUUCGACAUAUUGUACUGUUUAUUCCUUAUACAUUUUGUGUGUGCUUUAUUUCUCCGACUCGAUAAUAACAAAGGUAAUACCGGCCACUAGAACGAUACAUGUCAUUUGUAGACUUAAACCUGUCGUAGUCUAAAUAUUCUGUUAUAUUUUCCUUCUCUGGCAAUCGGUUGUUAUUUUUACGACCACUUGUGGCAGUGUCAUGUCCAAGAGACUCAUACUGGAGACAUAGAUAUCGAGCAAAUUUUCAGUGGGUACCCUCUUUAGUAAACAAGAAGUGACCUCAGAACUGUCGUACAAGGAAUGCAUGAAGGCCCAAUGAACAUUUCUAGUUUAGCAGUCUGACUGUACCUAAUAGUGAAUUGCCUCAGCAUGGUUUACAUUUAACAGAAAAUUACAGCUAAACAAGUCUAAGUAUAUUUCCGUAGUAUUCACCGUGCAUGUCAGAUAAAAUAUGGCUACGGACAAUACACAAGGUGAGAAUUUACAUGUCUCGCACGACACCGAACAGCAGAUGACUCCACACCAUAAAGAGCGUCCUGGCUACAGUACAGUUAUGAAUACCACACAGAAACCGUUGACUGAAGAAGAUGAUUAUCAGGAUGGCAUAGACGGAGCGGAGGUUGUAAAGACAGACUAUGUUGAUAUCACUGAAGAAUCGAAAGCUAAUCAAAUAAUAUGCUGUGAUGAGGUAAUUGAGCUCUUGAAGCAGUAUGAGGCUUAUGAAACAAAGAGUGAUUUGGCCAUAGGACCCACAGUUGUACAAGGAGAGACCAUAUUUGAAACUGCUGGACCUUCCAAACCUGACUCUGAACGAGUUCUGUAUAAUAAGGAUGAGGAUAAAGUUCAUUCAUGUGUGGUAUGCAGUAAGACAUUUGAGACCUACAAUACACUGAAAUACCAUAUGACAGUCCAUACUGAACAGGAAAUAUAUUCGUCUAAUGAAAAGCCAUAUACUUGCGAUAUAUGUAGUAAAUGUUUUAAACUAAAAUCAACAUUGAAACAGCAUUUGAUUAUACAUACUGGUGAUAAGCCAUAUAGUUGUAAUGUAUGUAGUAAACGUUUUAACCAAAAAUCAAUAUUGCAACGGCAUUUGCUGAUACAUACUGGUGAGAAGCCAUAUAGUUGUGAUGUAUGUAAAAAAUGUUUUAGUGAUCCGUCAACUUUGCAACGGCAUUUGUUGAUACAUACUGGUGAGAAGCCAUAUAGUUGUUAUGUAUGUAAUAAAUGUUUUAACAGAAAAUCAACAUUGCAAGAGCAUUUGACGAUACAUACUGGUGAGAAGCCAUAUAGUUGUGAUAAAUGUAAUAAAUGUUUUAACAAUAAAUCAAAACUACAACGGCAUUUGGUGAUACACACUGGUGAGAAGCCAUACAGAUGUGAUGUAUGUAAUAAAUGUUUUAACAGAAAAUCAACAUUGCAAGAGCAUUUGUCGAUACAUUCUGGUGAAAAGCCAUAUAGUUGUAAUGUAUGUAAUAUAUGUUUUAACAAAAAAUCAAUUUUGCAACGGCAUUUGCUGAUACAUACUGGUGAUAAGCCAUAUAGUUGUGAUGUAUGCAGUAAAUGUUUUAAACGAAAAUCAACAUUGAAACAGCAUUUGAUAAUACAUACUGGUGAUAAGCCAUACAGUUGUGAUGUAUGUAAUAAAUGUUUUAACAGAAUAUCAACAUUGAGACAGCAUAUGUUGAUACAUACUGGUAAUAAACCAUAUAGUUGUAAUGUAUGUAAUAAAUGUUUUUACAGAAAAGCUGCACUACAACGGCAUCUGUUGAUACAUACUGUUGACAAGCCGUAUUAAAUGUAUAAUUCAUGUAGAUGUAAGUAUUUAUAAGACAAGAUAAAGUUCAGAGGUACAAACAGGGACACCUUAAGUACCAAGCAUUAUGUUUGACAUAUCACUUGAUUAUAUAUAUUGUGGAAGGCAAUAGAUGUUAUUGUACAUAAUAUGUAAAAGAGUGUAUAACGUAACAAUUUUGAUCAAUUUAUUAUUACAUAAUAUGAAACUAAUGGUUUUCCUUACUACUUACUUGGUGGAACGCGUGACGAGUGUGGCAACUACGGACAAACCCCCUAUGUGUGUAGAAGGUUGUGUUAAGCAAUGGAUAUUAAAGAUUAAUGAAAAACAUUUAUUGGUCGCAAAUACAAGUUGCACAAUCGAAUUAUUUGUGUUUGUUUGAUGGUUGAUAUAUGUGAUAUGGAGCAAUUUUUUAAAUAAUUCCGAUAUGAAGAGAAAACCUUUUAUUUUAUUAUAAUAUAACAAGCAAA
This is a messenger RNA of Galleria mellonella (greater wax moth), 2658 nucleotides long. Its product is annotated as zinc finger protein OZF-like. Gene Ontology annotation, biological process: regulation of transcription by RNA polymerase II. The record is from RefSeq and is a predicted model, not a curated record. The transcript has a single exon. Gene Ontology annotation, molecular function: DNA-binding transcription factor activity; RNA polymerase II cis-regulatory region sequence-specific DNA binding. The coding region runs from base 848 to 2191 and encodes 447 amino acids. NCBI's taxonomy places the organism in Eukaryota, Metazoa, Arthropoda, Insecta, Lepidoptera, Pyralidae.